Molecule: messenger RNA, 1102 nt
Organism: Triticum aestivum (bread wheat)
Lineage: Eukaryota; Viridiplantae; Streptophyta; Magnoliopsida; Poales; Poaceae
Product: heavy metal-associated isoprenylated plant protein 23
Exons: 2
Coding region: 284-772 (162 amino acids)
Molecular function (GO): metal ion binding
Source: RefSeq, a predicted model, not a curated record
CGCAACCACUGCCGCGCGAGAGAAAAAGGUCUCACAUGGUCCUUUUGCAAGCCUCUCUCCUCCCCCGUCGUCUGCUGUCUGUCACUGCGCAAGGCGCAGCACACGCAGCUGCACUGCGCUGCGUGUGUAUAAAUGACCGCCUUGCUUCCUCCCAUUCAUAUCUCACAUCUUUGGUCAGUGACAUUGAGAGAACCAUCUUUGGUCAGGAGCCUUCUUGGUUGGUACUUGAAAGCUUCUUCUUCCUCUUGUUCUUGCUGCUGCUGAGAGGUUGUGAGGGAUUGCGAUGGGAGUGGGGGGCACCUUGGAGUACCUGUCCGGGCUGCUGGGGGGCGGCGGAGGCCAUGGCCAUGGCCACGGCCACGGCAACAGGAGGAGGAGGAAGCAGAUGCAGACGGUGGAGCUCAAGGUCAGCAUGGACUGCGAGGGGUGCGAGCGCAAGGUCAAGAACGCGCUCUCCUCCAUGAAAGGGGUCCGAUCAGUGAACAUCAACAGGAAGCAGCAGAAGGUGACGGUGGCGGGGUACGCGGAUGCCAGCAAGGUGCUGAGGAAGGCGCAGUCCACGGGGAAGAAGGCCGAGAUAUGGCCCUACGUGCCCUACAGCCAGGUCAGCCAGCCCUACGUCGCCGGCACCUACGACAAGCGGGCCCCCGCCGGCUACGUCAGGAGCCAGGAGCCCGGCUACGGCAACGUGUCCGGCCAGGUCAGCAGGCAGGACGACCAGCUCACCGACAUGUUCAACGACGACAACGCCAACUCCUGCGCCGUCAUGUGAUGUGAUGAGAGGAAAAAAAAUAAUAACCUGUGCUGAUGUUCUGCAUGCGGCUGGUGAUCCCUGGAAGGAAGUGUUGGACAAUGUUUGUGAGUUCAUCUCAAGUAGUAGUAGCGAAACUACUAUGCAGUAGUAGUGCUGAAGUAUGAAUGUUACUACUAGUAGUAGUUUGGAGUGCUGAUUAGGAUCAGUGUUGACGAUCCAACCCUCGGACUGUCACGGGUAUGAGUCGAGAAACCCAUGGAUCGUUUGGGUAACUUGGUCGUGCAGAAAGACAUCUCAAUGUUUCGCAAAAAGAGAGAGAGAGAAAGACAUCUCAAUGGCCUGAUCCUC